AUGUCCUCCUCCGCACCACCCGUCCUCCCCGUCGCCACCAUGCCUCCACCACCACCAUCUACCGUCCCUAACACUGGAUCCGACGCUCCCGCCAACUCCCCCGCCGUCCGCGUCCUCUUCAACAACCUCUCCGAGUCUCUCCGCCACGGCCUCGCCCUCCGCCGCCCCUGGACAGAACUCAUCGACAGAUCUGCCUUCUCAAAACCCGAAUCCUUCUCCGAAGCUACUCUCCGUGUCCGCAAAAACUAUUCAUACUUCCGUGUCAAUUACUACGCGAUCGUCGCCGGAAUCCUCGCUGUCUCUCUCCUGACGAAUCCGUUCUCUCUCAUCCUCCUCGUCGGCCUCCUCGCCUCCUGGACGUUUCUCUACCUCUUCCGUCCCACCGAUCGGCCUCUCGUUAUCCUCGGCCGCACUUACACCGAUUUCGAAACCCUAGCGAUUCUCUCUGGACUCACUGUUAUCGUUGUGUUUCUCACCAGUGUUGGUUCGGUUCUCGUCUCUGCUUUGAUGCUUGGUGUUGCUGUUGUUUGUAUUCAUGGAGCAUUCCGUGCACCAGAGGAUCUUUUCCUUGAUGAGCAAGACAAUUCUCAGACUACCGGAUUCCUCUCGUUCCUCCGCGCUCCUGCUGCUGCCGCUGUUACUUCCGCCGCCGGACGCGUUUGA
Messenger RNA from Vicia faba (fava bean), 663 nucleotides. The record is from the annotation of a GenBank genome assembly. NCBI's taxonomy places the organism in Eukaryota, Viridiplantae, Streptophyta, Magnoliopsida, Fabales, Fabaceae.